Oncorhynchus nerka (sockeye salmon) is the source of this 1517-nucleotide messenger RNA. Its product is annotated as transcription initiation factor TFIID subunit 13-like. Bases 283 to 657 code for a protein of 124 amino acids. NCBI's taxonomy places the organism in Eukaryota, Metazoa, Chordata, Actinopteri, Salmoniformes, Salmonidae. Gene Ontology annotation, biological process: transcription by RNA polymerase II. The record is from RefSeq and is a predicted model, not a curated record. The transcript has a single exon. Gene Ontology annotation, cellular component: transcription factor TFIID complex. Gene Ontology annotation, molecular function: protein heterodimerization activity.
AGUGCUGUAUGUACUUCCGGUGGCAACUACAGCGAAGAAGAAAUCGUUAAUUCGGAGGUUUGGCUCCUAGGUUUUUAUCAUUGAUAUUAAGCUAAAAUAAAUAUAAACACCUCGACACAAAUCGUUUCAUGAUUCCAAUUGCAUCUUCCUGAAACGUUUGCGAAACACCUUUGGACACUGGGAUUUGUAACUAGCCAGCUAAGUUAGCCACGUUAUUAAUUAGCUAGAUAGCUAACGCUAGCUACAAUUGCUAGCUCUAGUACACAGUUUGGCGCUGGUAGAAUGGCGGAGGAGGAAGACGAAACCAAUUUCGACGAGGAUUUGGAUGACGGGGCGGGUGGAACCGAUGGGAGCCACGGCAAGCGAAAACGGUUGUUUUCUAAAGAGCUUCGGUGUAUGAUGUAUGGGUUUGGAGACGACCAGAAUCCCUACACGGAAUCAGUGGACAUCCUGGAGGACCUUGUGAUCGAGUUCGUCACGGAGAUGACACACAAAGCCAUGUCCAUCGGACGUCAGGGCCGUGUCCAAGUGGAAGACAUUGUUUUCCUCAUCCGGAAAGAUCCAAGGAAGUUUGCCAGAGUGAAGGACCUCUUGACGAUGAACGAGGAGUUGAAGAGAGCCCGCAAGGCCUUUGAUGAAGCAAACUAUGGUUCUUAGGUCCUGUGGUUGUAGAGGGAUACGGGCUUCAACAUUUUUUUUUUUUUUUUCGCAUUGUCCAUGCUGUUUAUUCUGCUAUGAUUAUUAAACAUGUUUUUAUAAGGCUCUUAACGUUUAUUUUGUAGCAGAUGUGGCCAUAGAGAUGUUAAUUGACCAUCCACUUGUGACUUCAGAUAUGUUUGUGCUCAUGUCAAAUGCCAAUGCCUUACAUAUCUUUAUCAUCUUUGUGUGGCUUUCUGGCAGACUAGAUGCUAUGUUGCUGCCUUUCAGUUGGGAAUUGCACGUUUGUUCACAAAUAAUUUCUCAAUCUAAUACCCGAGCUGACACUGAAAAAAAUGGUCUGUACCCUUGAGCAAGGCACUUAACCCUAAUUUGUUUUAGGGGGCUGCCUACUAUGGCUUUUACCCUGUAAAACAUCCCAUUUCACUGCACCUAUCCGGUGUAUGUGAGAACCUAAUACUGGAAAGUUCUCAUUAAAGUCUGUCUGCUGAAGGAUAUUGCUUUGCAGUAUAAAUCAUGUCAUGUGAGCUAACUUUGCUCUUGUGAGAGGAUUGUCCCAUUCAUCGCUAAGGAUAGGCAUAGUGAAAUGAAUACAGUAACUUACACCUUUUGACACCGUCUUCCAUCCUUUACGGAGAUAUUUCAGGACAUGGCCCAGAGGGGAGGUUAAUGUAGACUUUCUAUAUGAAUCCAUGGAUGGGUUUUUGUUCCGGAACCAUUUAACUUGCUCCUACACCUUUAGACAGUGGAUAUAUAGUGUUAUCGUUGAAUUAACUAUUUGGCCUGUUCUGUUAUUAAAUGUUUGCAAAUGAAUGCACAUGGACCUAACUGCACGCAAUAAAACUGCAGGACUGAGUUUA